UUUCUUAACGAUUUAGUGCGUUCCCAAAUUCAUCGAGAAAAAUUGUUUUAACCUUCCGUCGGUGCACUUUUUAAUUCUCCCUCGCAAACGCGAGCACACCACUUGGCAUACGACGUAUGGAUCUAUUUACGAACGUAAACCGGUGAUCGUGUAUGUACGUUGAACAGUGAACUGGUGACGUUGAAAGUUCCGAUCGGGGAAACAAUGCGCGUUAGUUAGAAAUUCGUUGAUCCACACAGCUGUAUUGAUUGAGUUGUUUUAAUUUAAUAGGAACGCCACAAUUGACGUUUAUUGACGGCACGAUAAUGCACACGUUUCUAACACGAGGAAAUGCUAUCUUGGCAUAUACGUUAAGCGUUUCGGCCUGUCUCACAUUUUGCUGUUUUCUCUCGACAGUAUUUAUUGAUUACAGAGCGAACACUACGUUAAAUACGGUUAAAGUUGUCGUAAAGAAUGUACCAGAUUACAGUGCAUCGAGAGAAAAGAACGACCUGGGCUACUUGACUUUUGAUUUACAAACUGAUCUUACUCCAUUGUUUAACUGGAAUGUUAAGCAGUUAUUCUUAUACCUCACGGCAGAAUAUCAGACAGAAAAUAAUGAAUUUAAUCAGGUAGUAUUAUGGGAUAAAAUAGUUCUUCGUGGAGAUAAUGCUGUUCUAGACUUCAAAAAUAUGAAUACAAAGUAUUACUUUUGGGAUGAUGGCAAAGGCCUCAGGGGAAAUAAGAAUGUAACGUUAGCACUGUCCUGGAACAUUAUUCCAAACGCUGGAUUGUUACCUAGUGUUAAUGCUCUUGGUUCUCAUACUUUUGCAUUCCCGUCUGAAUACACAACAUUACGCGUAUAACGCAUAUUUAAAUGUAUAUGUGUUAUGAUUGUAUAAUAUGAUUUUGUAAGACUUAUUUAAAUUGCAUAAAAUUCAUGUACAAUAAACAACGUUUAUUUCUUCACGGUCA
Mycetomoellerius zeteki is the source of this 954-nucleotide messenger RNA. It is a transcript of the gene Spase22-23, whose product is annotated as Signal peptidase complex subunit Spase22-23. Gene Ontology annotation, cellular component: membrane; signal peptidase complex. The transcript is spliced from 5 exons. Lineage: Eukaryota; Metazoa; Arthropoda; Insecta; Hymenoptera; Formicidae. Gene Ontology annotation, biological process: protein targeting to ER. Bases 306 to 845 code for a protein of 179 amino acids. The record is from RefSeq and is a predicted model, not a curated record.